AUGGAACGCAAAGCUAAUAAUGCGCGAGUUGACCUAGAGCAGAUGUUAGUCGAUGAAACAGCGGAGCCCAUGGCCCUGCCAUUAUCACUUUUGGAAUACAUCACAGAUGAUUUCUCUGGUGAUCGGGAGAUUGGAAGAGGUGGGUUUGCUGUGGUUUAUAAGGGAACCAUUGGUGCUUGGGCGGUCGCCGUGAAGAGGCUGUCCAACGCUUUUAUGGAUGACAAAGAAUUUCAUCGAGAGGUUCAAUGCCUGAUGCGGGUAAAGCACAAAAAUGUAGUUAGAUUUCUGGGAUAUUGUGCCGACAGACAAGGAAGUAUGGAAGCAUACAAUGGCAAACUUGUCAUGGCAGAUGUCCACCAACGGUUGCUUUGCUUCGAGUAUAUACCUAAAGGGAGUCUUGAUAAGUAUAUCAUCGAUGCAUAUCGUGGGUGGCGAACAUGCUAUAAAAUAAUUAAAGGGAUAUGUGAGGGGCUGCAGUUCCUUCAUGAGAAUCGUAUCAUUCACUUGGAUCUGAAACCUGCCAAUAUACUGCUCGAUGAUAGCAUGGUACCGAAAAUUACUGAUUUUGGCCUCUCCAGAUGCUUUGAUGAAAAUCAGAGCCGGGAUAUUACCAAAACUAUAUUAGGAACAAUGGGGUAUUUGGCACCAGAAUUUCGCGAAGGGGGUGUAAUCACACCCAGCGCCGACUUGUAUAGUCUUGGUGUUAUUAUCAUAGAAAUACUGACCGGGCAGAAGGGCUAUCAAGCUACGGAGGAAGUACUUGAAAGUUGGAGUGAUAGAUUGGAGAGAUCACAACGAGACACACUAUGCAAGCAUAUCCGAGUAUGUUACGAGAUAGCUUUAGAGUGUGUUGACUUCAAUCCAAAGAAGAGACCAUGUAGUGCACAAGUUAUAAUGGACAGGCUUCAUGAAAUGGAGAGUAUCGAGAUGUAG
This is a messenger RNA of Triticum dicoccoides, 933 nucleotides long. Its product is annotated as cysteine-rich receptor-like protein kinase 41. Gene Ontology annotation, molecular function: protein kinase activity; ATP binding. Gene Ontology annotation, biological process: protein phosphorylation. Lineage: Eukaryota; Viridiplantae; Streptophyta; Magnoliopsida; Poales; Poaceae. The record is from RefSeq and is a predicted model, not a curated record. The coding region runs from base 1 to 933 and encodes 310 amino acids. The transcript has 6 exons.